Messenger RNA from Cryptococcus amylolentus CBS 6039, 885 nucleotides. RefSeq lists its product as hypothetical. Gene Ontology annotation, molecular function: 3'-tyrosyl-DNA phosphodiesterase activity; single-stranded DNA binding; double-stranded DNA binding. The record is from RefSeq and is a predicted model, not a curated record. Bases 1 to 885 code for a protein of 294 amino acids. Gene Ontology annotation, cellular component: nucleus. The transcript has 6 exons. Lineage: Eukaryota; Fungi; Basidiomycota; Tremellomycetes; Tremellales; Cryptococcaceae. Gene Ontology annotation, biological process: double-strand break repair; single strand break repair.
AUGGUCUUCGAGACUACUUCUUUCUACCAGACCAUCAAUAAAACCCCUCUAUCAAAAUACCUCGAAGGCUGGGAUGACUUCAACUAUGCCAGCGAAUCCUCCUUCACAGCUGCCCUGAAGCUGUAUGAUCUCAGCCGAGUCAAGUUCAAAGUGAUCGUGAGCAUCCCAGGGGUUCACCAUGGUGUGAGUAGUGAGCGAGUGGGUUCGGGAAGGUUGCAGAGGGUGCUCGAAGAGGAAGGCUGGAUGCCUCGAGAGGAGAGUCGAUUGACUAUGGCCUAUAAAAGCUCGAACUUGGGCAAAUAUCGACUCGCUUGGCUCAAGAACUUUUACGGCAAGUGCGCAGGUCGAGCAAAGACGAUGUGCCCCCCGAAUUUCACCUUCGAAUCCUAUACCCAACUGAGAAAAGUAUCCCAGAAGGUCAUACAUACCAUUGCAGAACUCUGCUUCAUGUGUGGCUGUUUCGGGUUCAACCAUGUCACGCGCCCCUUGUUCCGGGAUGUCAAGCCCAAGAGACCGAACCUCAUCAAUGCAAAGACUAUCUCAGCCCUAUUUGAAGAUAUCACUCCGGUCGAUAUUCUCCCAUCAGGGUCGUCCGCUCCAACAAGACCACCCGGAUCUGCGUCAGGGUGGAUGUAUGUCGGAACCCACUCGCUCUAUGCGUCUGCUUGGGGUAUAUACUGGCAAAAAGCGAUGGGCGGAGGCAUCAAGCAGACGCGGGCCAAGAUAUUCAACUUUGAUCUGGGCAUAGUAUUUCCUCUUCCUUCAAACCCGAAAGUAGCAGCGUAUCAAGCACAGAACGUAGUCCCCUUCUGGCUGCCAGGUGACGAGUACGGUGAAGACGAUAUCCCUUUUGAUAUCGGCCACGUCAAUAUGCUCGAUGGUUAG